This is a messenger RNA of Osmia bicornis bicornis, 4846 nucleotides long. RefSeq lists its product as uncharacterized. The transcript has 15 exons. The record is from RefSeq and is a predicted model, not a curated record. Bases 1527 to 3344 code for a protein of 605 amino acids. NCBI's taxonomy places the organism in Eukaryota, Metazoa, Arthropoda, Insecta, Hymenoptera, Megachilidae.
AGCGGGAUCGGAAUGGGAAUGGAAUUUGAACCGGCAGCGCGCAUGCGUCAACCUCGUUCAUUCACUCGUCCGAAUCAUUCAUAAAUCCCGGAGUCCUACGCUUGUUCCUCCCGGUUAAUGAUAAAAGCGACCAGCGAACUGUGCGAAACGUUCCAAGUUACAUCAUUGCCUUAUUCCACGGAUUAAACGGGAAAAGUUACGUGACCACGUCACGAGCGUGAGAAAUAAUAGUUUGCAAUGUUGUUCCUUGGAAUCAAAGCACAAGUAACUUACAGGAUGUCCGUAGAUCGUUUCAAUAAUACGGCUUGAGAAGUUGCAUCAGAACACGUUUAUUAAACAUUAUCAAGGAUUCCAAACAGACCCCUCCUAACUUGACUUCAUUGAUAAAACGGCCAGCAGAUUUUAUUUUUAUAUAAUCCCCAUGAUGCGUCGCCUUCGGAUUCAGAUGUAAUUGACGCAUUGACCGCACACGCGUUUGGCUAGAUAUAGUGGGGAUAAAGGAAGUGCGGAUAUACCGGAUUCGAGGCCGGCGGAAAGUAGAGAAAGAAUGAAACUAGCCUUGUGUGUGGAACAACACGUAUCUAUGAAAUCAAUAGGAUCAUAAAUUUAAGAAGCUUGAAAUUAGAUCGGCCCCAUUGCUAAUCGAAUGCUGCACAUCUCCUGCAUUCGUAGCAACGGGUAAGGAAGAUGGUGCGCGCAACUGAGAAGCCAGUGGUGGGGGUAAAUCGCGGUUGGAGUGGGGAUAGGCGCACGCACACCUAUGCGCCGACGGAAUUCGGAAGAGCGGCAACUUCAGUGGCAUUCGUUUGCGGACCGCAACACGGUGCGGCUCGCGGUCAUAUCGUGCUUCUAUCCGAUUACUUCAACCCCUCGGAUGUCACUGCGUCUCAACCCUUGACACAGCACCGAUGAAGUGACAUAGAAUAUCGAAUCAUCCACGAUCGCGUCGACCGAGACAUUUUUCGAGAAUCGAUAAACACCGAGGAACAGAGGCUGACAAAAUUUCUCUGAAACUUUCUGGUGACGAUUCGCGAACUGUCCAGCUAUACACUUUUAAUCUACCAAAGAACAGUAUAUCAAACGGUAUUUCUAUCGCGUUCCUUCACGGCUAAACUCGUGGAAAGUGCUGUACGCUCCGGUUCACGGGUACACCAUUCAGAGGGACGGAACAAGUGAGAGGGGAAAAAAAAAGGGAGGAAGGAAAGAGAAGAGUCACGUUUUGCCGAAGAAAGGCGUGCACACGACCGAGCAUUUACGCUCUUCGUUGACGCACUCCGCACCGAUUCAUAUAUUUUUUUCUUUCCCCUCUGCGCAACGUUGAAUGGGAUGGCAUCGGUUCACGAGUAAUUAACGCGAACGUCGCUCGACGCGUGCCGGUAACUCGAUGAACAUUGCGCGGACAGUUUUGUUUUGAACGACAGUCGAUACGUCGCGGUUUGAACUGAAUACAUCGAGCAGCAAUAGUGAGCGAGUUCAAAAGGCGCCGGAACGGAUUGAAGUUGAAGGAAGCCGGACGCGUCUUGAACAUGAGGCUGAGAGGAACGCUCGUGUUGUUGGUCAUUGCCAGUGUUGUCUACAGUCAAAAUGCGACUGUGAUCACCAGCGACGGCCUUCAAGGGUACGACCCCCAGUUCAUGGUCGGCUGUUACUUUCCCGCGGAAUUUCAGGGUGAAUUCGUGACACAGGUGAGCGGAAAGGAAGCCGGUGACACGAGUAACGAGCCAAUUCAAUAUUCCACCAUCAACAUCACGUUUAACGCCAUACCUGUGUGGGGAUACUGUCACAGGAGGGUCGGUGAUAACGUGUUGCUAAUGGACAGAUACGGCGAUGGCGACUGUAUCCGAUGUUUCCGUUUAACGAGAAGAUCACGCAACGUUAUAGAAGUGUUUUCAGAAAAUCUGAACAGGUGUUACACAUCUGAAUCCACCGCCCUGUCUUCCUGUGAUAAAUUAAAUUCCACGUCCAUUUUAUACCGUACUAAAGAAAUUGGGAGUGUUUCUAUUAGCAACGAAUAUUGUCCUAUAAGUGGACAGUAUCAUUUCAAGUACAGUCUUAACAAUGGAUCUGAAAGAGCCAUUGAAUGCAACAGCUUCUCAUCUUCCUUUAACAAUUGCCCUGAUGGUUCUGUUUUGAGGCUGCAUUUUAAUCGCUGUACCUUUGAGUCUCACACAAAUUUAACGUUUAACUGCUUGGGCAAUUGGCCUGGUCCAAAUGGGUCCACCUAUUUCGCCCUUUUGGAUAAUAAUGCAAUUAGUGAAGGUAGACCACAAUACAGAUGCGGGCUAUUCCAUGUGGAUAACAAAAAAGGAAAAACGUACAUGGCACUCAGCAGUGAUUCAAGUUGUACACAAGAUUUAGAUAAUUCAACCAGUGGAUAUGAAACGCUGGUCCUUAGUAAAAUUCCGACUCAAAAGAAAAUGCCAAAUUAUGUAAAAACCCACGUGGCAACAUUCCCAAAAUGGGCACAAGGUUUGUGGGAAGAGUCUCUCAUAGUCAAUGGCACUAUGACAUUCACUGAUCUCAAUGGAUAUAACAGUUACACCUUUAUUACUGUAGAUUCAAAUGAAGAAACUGGUCGGUACAUUGUUUAUUCUAAAGAUCAAUGCGAACAAGCUGCCUAUGUGUGUUUAAUGAUGAGACAACGAAGUGAAAAUGUAUUGGAGUUCAGAAUAGGAAUGGUAUUAAGUCCAGUUUAUCAAUCUUAUUUGUGCGAUGACCCGAAUUUAGAUAAACCAGUUUGGAUGACACAAGCGCGAGUGGAACGUGUAGUUGAAUCUCCCUGUCCAAUUACUGGUCAGUAUAUGGGAAUGAUAACUGACUUAUCAGGAAUGUGUGCUGAAUUGAGUAGCAAUUGUAAUACUCGUGAAAUAAUGUAUUUUAAAGUUACCGACUGUGAGUCCGGUGAACUUUACGAAGAACGAACAUACUUAUGUCUGGGACAAUGGGAAGAGGAGGGUGUAAUGUAUACGUAUACUAUGAGAAACGAUACUAGUACUAACGAAUGUUUUGUCGGUUUAAUCGUGAAUGAUGAAGAAAUAUAUAUCAAAGAAGCUGGAGACCACUGCAUGAGAAAUAUUGAUCCCAAACAGGAAGGAAUGCGUCUUUAUAAAAAAGGUCAAUGUUAUGGAAAUUCUCCAAGUCCUGCACCAACUCCAAUGAAACCAAUUCAUCAUAAUCCAAUAAUGAGAAUUACAACCACGCCACGGUCUAGGAUAUCUGGUACUACCAGUAUAUCGGGAAAUAACAUUCCAUCCUUUGCCUUAAGCGCAGCAACUGCAUCCUAUGGUUUGGUAAUAUUUGUGACGGUAAUUACUUAUCUCAGAAAUAUUUAUGAGUAUGUUUGAAUGGCAAUUAACAACGAAUAAUGAACUAGUGAAUGAAUAUUUCUAUAGAACUGACAAAGUACCAUUAUUAUGAUACAAUAUGAAGCAGAAUAAUAACAGUAGACUUCUGUACGAGAGGUCUUAAAAAAUUGAUUUUAAAUCAUAUCAAAAUAUAUUUGAAACUAAUAAGAAACUAAAUUUUAUACAGGAAAUCUAUUUAGAAAGUGACUGUCAGAGCAAUGUGAAUAUUUUUUAAUUAUAUCUCUAUUAACAAAGAGUAUUAUGAUCUACUUUAUAUUUUAAAUAUAUUUACAGUCAAUAUUUUUGUAGAUACAUAAAUUUUUAGUAUUUUUUAUACUAUCACCAAACACUGCCUUGUAAGAUACAAGUAUAAUAGUAAACUGGAAACUGCAUUUUGCUAGGAGAAUCCAAAGAAACCAGUAUCCAAUAUUUUUUAAUUUUAAAUACAUCUUUUUCUACUUAUUUCAAUUUUAUAUUAAAUUAUUAAUAAUAUAUCUGCAAUGCAAUUACCGAUGUAAUACUAAUAAUAACAGUAGCAACUUUAUAACGUGCAACCGAAUUCGUGUUCAGUUUAAAUCAAUGAAAAUGACAAAAUUGAGUAAAUUAAAUAGAUAUAAUUAAUACUAUUAAUUGACUAAUGAGACUGAUCGAAUAAAGUACAUCAUACAAAGUGGCCGACUAUUAAUAAAAUAUUUGGUUAUCUCUUCUGCUGUUAGAAACAUUUUAAAAAUGUAAAAAUCACUUUUUUAAUAGCAAAGUAGGUAAUAAUGUUUUGUUUUUGGUAAUCUAUUAAUGACUGUGUCAAGUUACUUCUAAAGGAAUAUACGCCUCAAAUUAAUUAACGUAAGCACCUAAGAUCACUUUUAAAUUGUACUUAAGGAAAGAAGUUCUAUUUUCUACUGAAGUACAUAUUAAUACUUAAUAAUAGAUUUUAAAGUAAAAAGUAAACACAGGAUAAAUUAUGAAAAUAAUCUAUUUUACCAUAGACAGUUUUCGCAGUAAGCACAAAAUUUAUUUAAAGAAGCAAACAUUUGUGUAACAAGUAAUAAUUGUGUAACAAGUGUCAACAAAUUUAAUGUCAACAGUAGGAUUUUUAUAAAGUAUCGUGUGAAAUGAAACUUUUAUAAAAUACUUUUGUAACUUGUUUUUAUAUUUAUAUGUAAAUGUAUAUACAUAUGUAUUUAUACCUUCCUAUUCUUAUUUAGUAAUGUAUAAUAUCAAUUACAUAGUGAUAUUUGUAAUGUAGAUAGAUUUUUGAGUUAUACUGUGAAUAAAAUUAUUACAGAUUGCUCAGAUGCCAAACUUCGCUUGUGUUAGUUUUCCAAUUUGACUAUGUUUUAUUAAUAUGUGAUGAAAUAUAAAAUUAACUUGUUACAUCAAACAUUAUGUGAAGGUCAAUACAAAAUUAUGUUAUUUUACAUAUGUGUAAUUUAUAUUUCCAUCUUAUAACAUUCUAACAGAAGUGUUGAAGUUCACCAUAAUGUGUAUCAUAGUAUUCCUGU